Messenger RNA from Plasmopara halstedii, 150 nucleotides. RefSeq lists its product as uncharacterized. Lineage: Eukaryota; Oomycota; Peronosporomycetes; Peronosporales; Peronosporaceae. Bases 1 to 150 code for a protein of 49 amino acids. The transcript is spliced from 2 exons. The record is from RefSeq and is a predicted model, not a curated record.
AUGUCCAUCGCAGCGCGCUUCCUACCACUGAGUGGAAAGCGACUCUUCUUCUGUAAGCGGAUGGGACGUGUGGUAGCGGAAAAUACCUCGACUUUCAUUACUCAAAGCUCAUCGUUCGGGUGGAUUGCAUCUCUCUUAGAGGCUUUUUGA